UGCCGUUGGGCUGCUAGGUGUGGGAUUAAUGCACGCGCGCCGCCUCGCGGGCCAUGCACUGCAUGUGUCAGAUGCAAAUACACACGCUAGACCGAAUACUAUACUACGAGGCGAAUUCCUUAUACGGUCAGAGGGUUAUAAAGCUGCACGCAUCGCGAGCGGUGUGGAUUUCGGACGCGCGCGUGGUGGCAUGUCCACUCGCGAUUUUUCCAUUUUUCAGUCCCUGUAUCCCGGCCGUGCGAUGUUUGUAGCCCUCGUAGUUCUGCUGCUCUCCUCGCCGGUGCCAUCGGCCGGGGACCAGCUGUUCUGCGCCGACGCCAACGACAAGUACAGCCCAAACAGCACCUACCAGGCCAGCCUUAGAUCCCUCGCCGAUGAACUUACCGCGAGAGCCAUGAACUCGCACUCGGCCACGGGCACGGCCGGCGGGGGCUCCGACAAGGUCUACGGCGCCGUGCUCUGCCGAGGGGACUCCACCGGCGCUGACUGCAGCGGGCGCCUCCGGGAGGCCUUCGGCAAGACAAUCAACGCUGACAGCACCGGGGCCGCCGCAUGCGCGCUCCACAAGGACGUGGCGCUCUACUCCGAGCUCUACCAGCUUCGCUUCUCCGACGAGGACUUCCUCUCGGCCUUCAGCAACGCGCCGGAGUGGGUUGACGGCACCAACCUGAACCUCGUGCCGGCCGCCGACGCUAGGCAGUUCGACGAGCUGGUCGCCAAGCUAACGAGAUCCCUGGCCGAGGCCGCAGCAGCGCAGCCGGACAGGUACGCAACGGCCGACGCGCCGUGGUCGUCGCGGGAGAGCGAGCGGACCGUGUACGGGCUGGCGCAGUGCACGCAGGACAUGCCGCCGGAGCGCUGCCGCGCUUGCCUCGACGGAGUCGGCGCUGAGAUACGGCGGCGGAUCGGUAGCAGCAAGAUGGGCGGGGCGAUUCAUGGUGCGCGGUGCACACUCCGGUACGAGACCGGCAACCAAUUCUUUACGGAGACCGCCACAGGCAAGUCGUUGUACAAUUUAGAGCACAAGAAAGAAACUGAGAUUUUUUUUAAAUAAAUACUAUCUUUGUCUUGAGCAUUAAA
Molecule: messenger RNA, 1080 nt
Organism: Triticum urartu
Lineage: Eukaryota; Viridiplantae; Streptophyta; Magnoliopsida; Poales; Poaceae
Product: antimicrobial ginkbilobin-2-like protein
Source: RefSeq, a predicted model, not a curated record